AUGGCAGUUCAUCCUAUUUCACAAACCGCGGCACAUUUUUUGCACCGAUCGAAAAAGUUGGUGUCUAAACUAAACAAGAGAUACACUUUCGGAAGUAGCAACAGCGGUAGCGGUAGCGGUAGUAAUAGCACUAACAAAACUUGUCAUCAAGAUCAAGACGUUCAGUACCUUUAUAGGCAGGGUGAAACAUAUUUGUUUGGACGUGCUGGGGAACCUAAAGAUGAAAAGAAAGCUUUCGAAUUUUUCCAACGUGCUGCCUCGUUAAAGCAUCCGGAAUCUCAAGGGGUAUUGGCAUUCUGUUAUGAAUUUGGUUUGGGAAUUGAAAAGGACUUUAAACAAGCCGAAUUAAAUUAUAUCCCUGCUGCCCAACAUGGCAAUGGUUUGGCACAAGCUAGGCUUGCAUUUUUAAGAAAAUAUGGACGUCCUACGGUCCAUAUCAACCGUGCAGAAGCAGAAAUGUGGCAACAAAAAGUUAAAGACCAAGGAAAGACAGCCAUUGCUUGGCUAUUUUACGCAGCAUGUAAAGAAAAUCAUCCCGCUGCCCAGUAUUCAUUAGGAGUAUGUUAUCAUGAUGGAGUGGGUGUAGAAAAAAACGAGUCAGAAGCUUUUAAAUGGUACAAAAAGUCAGCAGAACAAGGUCACCCACGUGGUCAAGGAAUUUUAGGAUUUUGUUAUGGUGAAGGGUUUGGAGUACAGAAAGAUGAGGUUGAAGCAAUGAAAUGGUAUAGAAAGGCAGCAGAACAAGGCGAAUCUGUUGCGAUUUACAAUGUUGGAUACUGUUACGAAGACGGAAUCGGAGUGGAAAAGGAUGUAGUCAAAGCUGUUAAAUGGUAUCGUUUAUCUGCUGAACAGGGAAAUGCUUUUGCCCAAAAUUCUUUGGGUUAUUGUUACGAAGAUGGAAUCGGUGUCGAUCAAGAUCCCGUAGAAGCUGCCAAAUGGUAUCGUAAAUCGGCAGAACAAGGUUAUCCAUGGGCAGAAUGUAAUCUCGGGUAUUGUUACCAGAAUGGUAUUGGUGUUCCCAAGGAUGACGUUGAGGGCGCCUUUUGGUACAAAAAAGCAGCCCUUCAGGGACAUGCCCGUGCCCAACAUAAUCUUGGUUUCUGUUAUCAAAAUGGGAUUGGUGUACCAAAAGAUGAAACUGAAGCAGUAAAUUGGUACACAAAAUCAGCUGAACGUGGCAACAUUUUUGCUUAUCAUUCGCUUGGAUAUUGUUAUCAAAAUGGUAUCGGUGUUGCUGUUAAUGAAAGUGAUGCAGUAUAUUGGUACUUUUUAUCUGCUGAAGAAAGUCAUGCACCGGCUCAAUUAAGUCUUGGAUAUUGUUUCCGUAAUGGAAUUGGAGUAGAAAAAGACGAACAAGAGGCUGUCAAAUGGUUUACAUAUGCUGCACAACAAGGUAAUGCAUUGGCUCAAAAUUCUUUAGGGUAUUGCUAUGAAGAGGGUCUAGGCGUUGAGAAGGAUGAAAAGAAAGCCGUGUAUUGGUAUCAACUUUCUGCCAACGCGCAGAACCCAUGGGCACAAUGUAAUUUGGGAUUCUGUUAUGCAAACGGUAUCGGAGUAGAAAAGGAUGAGGUUAAGGCGGUUUGUUGGUAUCGUGCAGCAGCUGCACAAAAUCACGCAAGAGCUCAAGAUAAGCUUGGGGUGUGUCUUCAAUUAGGCAUCGGAUGUGAAAAAGAUGAAGAAACUGCAUUUCAAAACUUCCUAAAGGCUGCUGAACAAGAUCACCUUACAGCCAUGUAUCAUCUUGCUAAUGCUCUUGAGAAAGGAAUCGGUUGUGAUGCUAAUCUUGAAGGGGCAACACAUUGGUUUGAAAGAGCAGCAAGCUCAGGUUGUAGAACGAGUUGUGAAAGGUUGAAGAGAUUAUUAGUUAAAGAAUGUUUAGGUCAGGAAGCAAAUGGGAAUAUUUAUUUAUCUGGAUAUUAUGCUGCCGCUGCCUAA
Messenger RNA from Funneliformis geosporum, 1935 nucleotides. The record is from the annotation of a GenBank genome assembly. Lineage: Eukaryota; Fungi; Glomeromycota; Glomeromycetes; Glomerales; Glomeraceae.